CGGCCGGCAGUAUCGGAUGGGACACGCGCGCUCCCUCGGUGGCACCGAUAAACUGCGCCUUCACCUCGCCAUUGGACGCCUCCGCCUUCUCGCCCGCCCGCCAGAUUAGCUUAGCUUAGUCGUCGUUUUCCAACGCUCACGGGUUGCGCGUGCGUCCAUGCUAGUGCUCCGGAGGAGGCGAUCGGCAACCUCGGUGUGGCAAGGGCGACUGGUCGUCGGCGUUCGCCAAGGGUCUGAGCUUCCAGAAACAGGCAGACGGCAGCAAUGGCAGGGUCAACUACCGGCGCCGUCUUCCUGGCCCUGAUCAUCGCCCUCCUCGUGGUAAUCAUCAUCCUGCUCGGCGUCUGCUGGAAGUUCCUCGGGCCGGGCAUCAUGAGGAGGUUGCUGAGGCCGAGGAGAUGUCCUUCAGAGCUGCCCGAAUACUUCAGCGGCAACAUGAGCGGCAACCUGCGCACCAUCACCUACUUCGACUACGCGGCGCUGAAGAGGGCCACCAGGGAUUUCCACCAGAAGAACCAGCUCGGGAGAGGAGGAUUUGGGCCAGUUUAUCUGGGGAAGCUGGACUGUGGUAAGAAAGUGGCGGUGAAGCAGCUGAGCGUGGGCAAGUCCGGGCAGGGCGAGUCGGAGUUCUUUGUGGAGGUGAACAUGAUCACCAGCAUCCAGCACAAGAACCUCGUCCGCCUCGUCGGCUGCUGCUCCGAGGGCACGCAGCGCCUGCUCGUCUACGAGUACAUGAAGAACAAGAGCCUCGACAAGAUCCUCUUCGGGGGUGAUGGGUUGCCGUUCCUGAACUGGCGCACCAGGCACCAGAUCAUCGUCGGCAUCGCGCGCGGGCUGCAGUACCUGCACGAGGAGUCCAACCUGCGCAUCGUCCACCGCGACAUCAAGGCCAGCAACAUCCUCCUCGACGACAAGUUCCAGCCCAAGAUCAGCGACUUCGGGCUCGCCCGUUUCUUCCCGGAGGACCAGGCGUACCUCAGCACCGCCUUUGCCGGCACGCUGGGGUACACGGCGCCGGAGUACGCCAUCAGAGGCGAGCUGACGGUGAAGGCCGACACGUACAGCUUUGGCGUGCUGGUGCUCGAGAUCAUCAGCAGCUUGAAGAACACCGACCUCACCCUCCCCAACGAGAUGCAGUACCUGCCUGAACACGCCUGGAGGCUGUACGAGCAGAACAAGAUCCUGGAGCUCGUGGACGCCAAGGUGCAGGCCGGCGAGGGGUUCGAGGAGAAGGAGGUGAUGCAGGUGUGCCAGAUCGCGUUGCUCUGCGUGCAGCCCUACCCGGAGUCCAGGCCGGCCAUGUCGGAGGCCGUGCGGAUGCUCACCAUGAAGACCGACCAGACCAUCCCGCCGCCGGUCAAGCCGGCGUUCCUUGACAGGAAGAACCUCAACCGGGACAACAAGGACGCCGACACCUCCACCAUGGAGAUGAUGAGGUCGCCGGCGUCCUACUGGAUGAUGACGCCGUCGCCCGCUGUCGACAGGCCCUACGACAUGAGCUUCGGAAAAUGAUCCACGAUCACCGGUGCACUGCUGCCGUACUAGCUCUCAGGGCAUAGCAUUUUGGUGCUGCGUUUUGCCUGGCUAUCUUGUAGAUAUUAACAGUUUUGAGACGAAACAACAGUUUAUGUACCAAUGCGUGCAGCUUAGUGUGCUGCUUUGCUUCUGAUGAAAUAAAAUGCGUGACGUGGUGUGAGUGGUAUUAUCAUUUUGCAAGGUUGAUCAAGAGAAUAAUAGG
Messenger RNA from Lolium perenne, 1738 nucleotides. RefSeq names its product cold-responsive protein kinase 1. Gene Ontology annotation, biological process: protein phosphorylation. Gene Ontology annotation, molecular function: protein kinase activity; ATP binding. NCBI's taxonomy places the organism in Eukaryota, Viridiplantae, Streptophyta, Magnoliopsida, Poales, Poaceae. The record is from RefSeq and is a predicted model, not a curated record.